CAUGCUCCUGUUUCUUCUCUCCCCUCCAGCUCAGGCCCGCAGGACCGAGGAGUGGCCCAGUUUACUGGGUCCCAGAGCUUGCCUCAGAGCAGCCUUUAUGGCAUAACCUCUGGCCUACCCCAGAUAGUUGCCCAGCCCCCACCACAAGCUGCCAGCGCACAUGCCCACAUUCCACGGCAGACCAGUGUGGGCCAAAAUGCUUCUGCUCCAGCCGCUUAUGGACAGAACUCUCUGGGGAGUGCUGGCCUCUCCCAGCAGCACAAUAAGGGAACCCUGCCUCCUGGUUUAACAAAGUCACAAGUCCCAAGGGUGUCAGCAGCCAUGGGAGGCCAGAAUGCCUCAUGGCAACAUCAGGGAAUGCCAAACCUGAGCAGCCAGACGCCAGGGAACAGCAGUGUGAGCCCCUUCGCUGCACCUUCCAGUUUCCACAUGCAGCAGGCCCACCUGAAAAUACCUGGCCAGCAGUUCUCCCAAGCCAUGCCCAGCAGGCCCAUGGCCCCCAUGAGUUCAGCAGGUGCAGCAGGGUCCAUGCUGCCCCCAGUGAGCACACAGCAGAGGAACAGUGCCCCUGCACCCGCACCUCCCCAAGCAGCCCCUCAGCAGGGCUUGCCUGGCUUAAGCCCUGCAGGGCCUGAGCUGGGGGCCUUUAGCCAGAGCUCCACUUCACAGAUGAACAGCCGGGCGGGGCUGCACUGUACUCAGGCCUACCCCGUGAGGACCAUGGGCCAAGAGCUGCCCUUUGCCUUCAGUGGGCAGCCAGGCAGCAGUGGGCUGUCCAGUGUGGCUGGACACACUGAUCUGAUCUCCUGCUUGCUGAAGAACAGGACUUCUGAGGAGUGGAUAAAUGAAUUGGAUGAUCUUUUAGGGUCACAGUAAUGGAGAGAUAUGUGGUGUCUUCGAUGUUUAGACAUCUUAUAUUUUUGUUCUCAGAUUCAAGAAAGAGCAACUACUUUGGACCAAAAGCCCAUGGCCCAGAGAACUGGGCCAGUAGAACUUAAGCAACAGCUAAGGCCAGCAGCGGUCAGUAUCUGCUGGUCCGUUGGGCUGGCCCAGCCCAUUGGCAUCACUACCUGGGGUUGGGAUAGCAGGAUAGGAGUUUGAAAGGUGGCUUCCUACCCAGAUGACCAAAAAGCCAAUGGAAACACUUAAGCCCCACCAUAUCAGGCUUGUCAAAAAUAAUGUGCUGUGUUUUUACCCAAGAUUUCUCCACUUGCCUCAAGGCUGGGAACAAAUUUCUGUUGAAAUUUUAAAUAGAAUUAUUUGCAUUUUGUAGCAUAGAAGUAAUUUUCUUAAUUUAAGAUUUUUUUUUAAGCAGAUUAGGCUAGGUGGUGGUUGUAUUCGUAAGCGGCACUGGAGACCUAGGGUUUCCCUUUUGAGUCAGAGCCUUUUCUGUUCCUGCUCUGUCAGCUUUCAUGGUCACUGGAAAUCAUUGCCACAAGUAUAGGCUGUGAGUGCAGAUGCCAGAAUGAUCAGGAUGCCACAAGAUGCUAGAUCUAGUGGUCCAGAUAGGGUCCUUCCUUAAAGCUCCUACUUCCUGGCUGCCACUCACACUUUAGAUACUGGGCCCCCAAGGAGUCCCCUCCAUAUCCUGUCAUGGCUAAAUGCAGAGGGUGGAUAUUUAGGGUCCAACCUUCUGUAUCUCUCUGACAACCUGUAUUUACCAUGGUAGAUGUGCCAUUCAGUUGUGCACAUGUCUCUCCUCCUCCACAACAUCCCCAUGACCCUUCUCUGCCUCCUCAUCCUCUUCCAGCCAAAACAGGAAACGGUGAUUUAUUUUAUUACAUUAUAAGAGGAAAAGUCAAACUCCUUAGGGAGCCUCAGCCUUGCACAGGUUUGGGGAAAGAAGGCUGCAGGCAGCCCGCCACCUAGGAGUCACUUUAUUCUUUAUCUGCCAUACUUCUGCUCCUCCCGCAGCUGAUUUGCACUUUUAAAGUGGUUUUAUAACACUAACCCGUCCUUGCUAAAGAUUCGAGUGGAUUCUCUUGGAAGGUCUGUUGCUGAACAUGUCUUAGCAGAGAAACCAUGGAGUAGAAUAUGGCAAGGGGGCUGCUGACAGCACUUGUCCUUGUCACAAGCAAGAUGGUGUGCACAGAGCGAGACCUUGAAGAGGAUGGUGGAGGGAAAGGGCUUUGCUGGAGUGACUUGCCUGCAAGGAGGUCUGUAGAGGAACCACAGCUCCACCCACUGUCCUGGGUCCCAGAACACUUGAUCCAGUGUAAAGAACUGAGCCAAGGAAAUGACAGAGCAGCCUGUGCACUUGGAGGGUCAGAGGGUGUACACACUGCUAAACUAGUUUGCACCAGCAGUGCCUUUUUCACUGAGGGCACCUGUGCUCUCGGGUCCUUGUCUCAUAGCCAUUUCUCCUGCCACCUGUUCUCCCCAGAAACUCAGUUCAGCUCUCAGAGAAGCAGGUGAAUCAUAAAGCCAGUGAAGACGCCACCCUCUGAUAGUUCCCCAACUGUAGGGGGAGAGGGUGACUUCUGCAGGUUCGCUACCAAAAAUAUGGCCGAGAGCUGGAGCCAGAUCGUGGUUCCUCCUCCAGCCUCCUGCGACAGCUGCCCACCUCCUGCCCCCAUUGCCCAGCUGGCCCCAGCACUCUACCUUAGGUCCAGGUUGGCCACGCGGGUGGUGGGCGGCUCACUAGCUGCAGUGUCAUAGCAAUAAAAAUGUGAUUCUUGGGGUUCUCCCCCCCCAGAGCUGCCCUUGGCUUUAUUUAUGAAUCUGGCUUUGGGGAGUUGGGAAGAGGUGACCCCACUUCCUCGCACAUCCCAUCUUCUCAGAGCCAUGACUCAAGAAGAAAAGGGUGCUCGGACUUUUCUUAUACACAUGUGCUUUGUGUAAAUAAAUGUUUACAAUUUUAUAUUGAAGAUGAAAUAAGUGUUAGAGCGUCCAACUGUAUAUUUUUUACUUUUAUAGAUUUUAAAACUGAUCCUUUAUAUGUGUUUGGAGCUAUGAUAAGUUUUAUGGCAAGCAGUUGGUAUUGUUAACUUUUUACGGUCAUCAAAAAUGCAUAAAAGUCCUAUUAAUCCCCUUAUUCUGCUUCCCUUAGCUCUGGUAUACACCAAAAAGAAGUCUCUACUUUCCUUGUGUUAUAAAAAUAAUAAAAAUAUUUUACUAGUAUGGAAA
Cricetulus griseus (Chinese hamster) is the source of this 3126-nucleotide messenger RNA. NCBI's taxonomy places the organism in Eukaryota, Metazoa, Chordata, Mammalia, Rodentia, Cricetidae. The record is from RefSeq and is a predicted model, not a curated record.